CCUCACUACUACUGGCCAAAGAGACAAGCAAACAGAGACAAGUCUCCCAGUCGGACACAAAGUCUUGCAACAUUGAAGGAUGACUUUCUUCCAGUGUCUUCUCUCCGUGAAGACCGAGGUCAUCCUGCUCUUGGCUCCUCUUCUGUUCCUUCCGUUGCCGUUGGUGGUGGGGACGUCGGAAGCACAAUGUGCUUAUGUUAUCAUCCUCAUGGCGGUGUUCUGGUGCACGGAGGUUCUACCACUGGCCAUAACGGCGCUGCUACCUGCAUUCCUUUUUCCCUUGUUUGGCAUCAUGGACUCCCAAAGUGUGUGCAUGCAGUACCUGAAGGACACCAACCUGCUGUUUGUGGGGGGUCUGAUGGUGGCCGUCGCCGUUGAGCACUGGAACUUGCACAAGCGUAUCGCUUUGAGGGUUCUCCUGCUCGUUGGUGUGCGUCCGGCUCUGCUUAUGUUGGGUUUUAUGGGCGUGACUGCCUUCUUGUCCAUGUGGAUCAGUAACACCGCCACCACAGCCAUGAUGGUGCCUAUUGUCCAAGCGGUGCUGGAGGAGCUCAGCAACAGCGAGGCACAGAUACCUCGGGAAAUGAACUCUGAGGAAAGCCAGAUAACUGACGUGGAUGGCAAGCAGCCCUCACAGUCGGAGAAACAGGCUGAGGCAACAGGCCCCGUGGUUGUGACUUUUUUGGAUACUUCUGUGGAGGUUACCAGGCAUAAGACGGCAGCAGAAAAAAUGAAGUUGUGCAAGGGGAUGACCUUGUGCGUCUGCUACGCUGCUAGCAUUGGCGGCACCGCCACACUGACUGGGACCGGUCCAAAUCUGGUGUUGAAUGGCCAAAUGAGCCAACUCUUCCCUGAAAAUGGUAACGUGAUUAAUUUCGCCUCCUGGUUUGGAUUCGCCUUUCCGAACAUGAUCCUCAUGCUCACACUGGCUUGGCUGUGGCUGCAGUUUGUCUUUGUUGGAUUCAACUUUAGGAAGACAUGGGCUUGUGGUUCUGUGAAGACCGAGAAGGAGCUCGCCGCCUACAACAUGAUCCGAGAGCAGCAUCGUCUUUUGGGGCCCAUGUCUUUUGGAGAGAUCAGUGUCCUGGGUCUCUUCAUUCUGUUGGUGGUCUUGUGGUUCACAAGGGAUCCAGGCUUUGUGCACGGCUGGGCAACAGACAUAUUUAACUCCAAAGCAGAGUACGUUACGGACGCUACUGUGGCGAUCUUCAUUGCCGUUCUUCUGUUUGUUCUGCCAUCUAAACCCCCACAUUUCUGUUCAUGGAGGACUCAGCGUUUUGACACAGUGUCCCAUCCAACUUCAAAUUCAAUCCCUCGUCUGCUCACCUGGAAAGUUGCCCAAAAGAAGCUACCGUGGGGAAUUGUGCUUCUUCUUGGAGGAGGCUUUGCUCUUGCCAAAGGGAGUGAGGUAUCUGGACUGUCCAAGUGGAUGGGAGCUCAAAUGAGCCCCCUGCAGAGCAUCCCUCCCUGGGCCAUUGCUAUCAUCUUAUGCCUUCUGAUUGCCACCUUCACAGAAUGCACCAGCAAUGUGGCCACUGCAACACUCUUCUUACCCAUCUUAGCCUCAAUGUCGCAGUCCAUCGGAAUGAACCCGCUGUAUGUCAUGGUGCCGUGUACGCUGAGUGCCUCCUUUGCCUUCAUGCUGCCGGUCGCCACACCUCCCAACGCCAUAGUCUUCUCUUAUGGAUACCUCAAGGUUUCAGAUAUGGCUAGGACGGGAAUAGUCAUGAACAUCAUCGGCAUUGUUUGCAUCACUCUGGCUAUCAACACCUGGGGCCGGGCCAUGUUUCAGCUGGACACCUUCCCCACCUGGGCCAACGUCACUAGCCCAUAAGGUCAUCCUGAGUCCCCCCUCUUACAAAAAGAUCUCUGGUCAGAGCCACUUCACAGUCUGUGCUGCUGAGACAAAAUCUACCACUGUGUGUCUUUCACCCACACCUAAGGUGAGCUUAUGGCAGGCCUCAGCAAUUAUUUUGACUCAGGGGCCAAAUUUAGAGGAAAAAAGUGUGUCUGGGGGCCGGCCGGCACAUCGAUUUUUUGAACACUAUCACAAAACCUCACAAUAAUGUCUGAUUAUGACAGACCGCCUUAAAAAAACGGAAUUACAUUUUAAUUUUUUUUACUGAAUGAGACACCCAGAAUGUAGAUGAAAAUAAAGAAUGUUACAAUAUUAACUAUGAAGGAUAAAACACUGAAUAUUGACAACAUAUGAAGGUCACACCCCCUCUCCAUCCACAUAUUUUACAAUCAAGCCAAACACAACAAAAAUGCAACAAACAGUGAAAUAUGAACAUGAAGGGUAACAAAUAAAGCCACCUACAAUGUGAUAUAUGUGAUAUAUCACUAAGCUUUACAACUUUCUUGUAAAAAUCUCCUUCCACGUCUGUCCCUGACACCCACAUUUCAGGCUCUGGAAACACUCUGUGGAAACACUCCACACCCACACUGCUUGGUACCUCGUCUGAGCUGCUGUGACUUACAUUACCAUAGUAACUAAUCACAUUACCAUAGUAACUAAUUACAUUACCAUAGUAACUAAUUAGUUUACAAUAGUAAUUAGAUGAGCAUAGUAACUAGUAUAUGAUGCAGAUUCCAAGCAUGUAAAGACUUAGUAUAGUUGAAGACUUCCGGUCAUUAUAAAAGAUGAGUGCACAUCAUAAUGGCAGCUACACUUUACAUCUUAAACAUCUAAAACAAUUAUUUGGGAAUGUCCGGCGGGCCAGAUUGAAAAGAUUAACGGGCCUUAAUUUACCCAGGUUUGUUUUAUGGGAUGAAGUGGUGAUGUAUCAGAAAUAACUUCAUUGCUAUUGUGACAGAGUGGAUGAGCUUGGCACUCAUCACUUGUCCCAACAGGUCAAAGUCACUUUCUCAUGUUAUUGAUUUGCUAGCAUUGCUAGCAGUACUGGUUUCAGUGAUAUGUAUUAAGUCAUGAUGGGAAAUGAUGAGGUGUGAAGCCUUGCUGCCCGCCUGUACCACGUGACCGCUUCGGGAUGCGGUUCAGAUUUUGCCGGGAGAUUCGACAACUCAUAAACCGCCCGAGCUCCACUGGAAAUGUGGGCUUUUGAGAGUUGCAGUCAGUUCGGAAAGUGGAAAGAGAAUAAAAAGAGUUUUUAAAAUGCAAAUAGAAUCAAAGAAUGAUGGCAAAUUUCACCCAAAACUGGUUACCGCUUUGGUAACAAUAUUAAAAAGUAUUGUUAUGAUUGGGUCGCAUCUUUCUGCGGGGUUUGUUCUCCCGGGAUGCAGACGGACCACUCCGGACAAGGUGUGCAGGUAGGAACAUGAUUAAAUCUUCGUAAAUCAAACACGUACCAAAAACAGAAAACAAGCAAAAGGAAAACGUGCCAAUCGCACGGGAAGCUAAGAUAAGCUUAGGAAUCAUAAACUAGGAGCCAAGAAAUACCAACGUAACCUGUUGCGUAUAGCAAACAAUGAAGCCAGACUGAGUGUGGCGAGAAAGGUGAAUAAAUAGCUCUCUGAUUAGUGGUCGACAGCAGGUGAGCGUGCCGACCACUAAUCAGAGGCAGGAGAACCCAAUUAAUCCCCAUGGUAACCAAAACAAACCCAGAGGUGCACAAAACAGGAACUAAGGGAGUCUAAAACUAACAGAACAUAACUAAAUAAAAUAUGAUCCGGGCCACGGAUCAUGACAAGUAUUGCCCGUGUCAGUAAACUUUUGGUAGAGUAAUGGUUGGCGCAUCCAGCUAUUGAUUUCUGGUAGCUGAUUAAAAAGAAUAUUACAGAAUGUGUUACAAAUGUAAUGUUUAGAGCAGGGGCAGGGGUCCCCACACUUUUUGACUUGGCACCGCAUUGGGUUAAAACAAUUUGGCUGGGGGCCGGGUAGUAUAUAUAUAUAUAUAUAUACAUAUAUAUAUAUAUAUAUACAUAUAUAUAUAUAUAUAUAUUCCUCGCACACUAUUUGACUGAAAGAGUGUGCAUUUGCCGCACGCUCGCCCGACACUGCACACAAGUGCGAUGUUGUCACGUUAUCGAUUGGAAAAUGCAUUUUUAGACAAUAUGAUUUGGGAGACACCGAGAGUAACAAGCGGUAAAAAAUGGAUUCGAAAGGACAGAUUAAAAAAAAAUUAUGAUUAAAAAAAAAAAUAAUAAAAAACUUGGGACUUCCCGCGGGCCAGAUUUUGGACACUGGCAGGCCGUAGUUUGGGGACCCCUAGUUCGGUGUUUUUCAACCAUUGUGAGAUAUUGUCUGGUGUGUCGUGGAAAAUUAUGCAACUUCACCUAAUUGGUCCAAAAAAUAUUUUUUGCAAAUCAAUAAUUAGAAUAAUGUGCCGUGGUCUAGUGCCUGUGCUGUGUAGAGCUUGGCAGGGUAACCACGUAAUACUCCAUGUCAGUAGGUGGCAGCAGGUAGUUCAUUGCGUCAAGGAUGGUUUGUGGGGAUCCCAAUAUGCAGAGCACAGCGGGACACAGCAUGCAGGUAUAAAGUCCCGCUAGGAAAAGGUGCUGAAGUAUAAGGAUGGCUUUGCAAAACAAAAGUCAAACUGAACUAGCUACAAAGUCAACAAAAACAGAAUGCUGGACGACAGCAAAAACUUACAGCACAACUUAAAUAGUCUUGAUUGCGAAAACAAAGCAGGUGUGGGCAAAAGCACUCAAAGGAAGGCGUGAAGCUGCUACAGGAGAACACCAACAAAACAGGAAGAGUCACCAAAAUAACAGCGCAAGACAGACACUAAAGCACUACACACAGGAAACAACCAACCAACUCAAAAUACGGCACGACAACUUGGUGGAGUUUCAUUUUUGAACCUUUUCUGCUGGUGGUGUGCCUCCGUGUAUUUUUUUGUGUGAAAAAAAUGUGCCGUGGCUCAAAAAAGGUUGAACAACAUUGCCCUAGUUUAUAGCGAUAAACACAUUUGAGAAGUGACGUUGCCGAGCAUCGAACCCACGUCUUGUGGAGUAAAAGGUGAAUGCGUGAACCAUUGUGCUACCAAUGUUCAGAUGACAUCACUGAUAUUAGGUCAACAUUCAACAUUGGAUAUUAAAUGUUUCAUCUGGAUUCAGUUUGUCAUCCUCCUUUGGCUUUAGUUGUACUUUAAAAACUAUUUUUACUCUCUAUCCAACUGACCACAAGUCUAUAUUUUCCAUGGAGCUUGGCCGGUUUAUGAGUUGUGGAAUCUCACUAGUUCUAUGUGUUGGGAACUAGUUGUGAAUAGGGUUGCAAAAAUGUACCACAGGAAGUAAAGCUUGGGAAGUUUGGAAAUAUUGACCAUUUUUUGAUUAUUCAAAGUUGGACAGCGUUUUUUUGAGGUUAGCUAAUUUGACCUGUUUUGGAAAGUCUUGACAAGCCAAAUGUUCUUGUUCUAUUGGCAGAUAAUUUUGCUUAGUUCAAAUAAAAUACCCCUAACUUUUGUAUUUUUUUUCUUCUUGUUUUUGAACACUGACUUUUUGCAGAGUAAUCCUCAUUUUUCUCUGACCUAACAUAAGUUGAACUAAAGAGAAGACAAACUAAACCCCCUGUGUGAGUUGGUAUGGUCUGAUGUGGUCAGUGGUGACAUCAUCAACCAGGAAACACCUGGCGGCUCCACCCCAAACAUUUGUGAAGGUGAGCUUCCACCACAUGUAAGUUAUCUUGCAGCACAUGUAAGUGAAACCAGUACUGCUUUAUAUGCCAGAAAACCAAGAAGAUCAUUAUGUGAAUUAGACCUUCCUCAAAAAGGUUCUUUGUGUCUUCUUCUUCAUGUACUUUCUGAAAUGUUCUUGUAAUCAGACCAUAUUUUGGGUAUACUAGAUGGAAUCUUCACCUGACAUGUUUGGACUGUCAUCUGCAGUCUUCUUCAGAAGGUGACAAUAUGGUGUGAUUACAAGAAAAAUAAUUAAGUUGUUCUGUCACAGAUACUAACAAUGAGAUCCCUGCAGUAUGAAAGAAAUGAAGAACAGUAAGACCAAACCACUGUAGCGCGUUCUUAAAAUGCCUGCUGGUGAGGUUUUGAACCGCAAUAACAAUACUUGAGAUGCCAGCAAUAAUUAUACUGUGUUAAAUGUUGCUUGAAUGUUUAAGUCAUGAUGACUAAUAAUAUAUUUACGUAUAAAUCCUUAAAAGGCUCCUCAGGCUCAUGCAUUUUAUAUUAUGCGUCGUUUUACUGCAAAUGGAAUACGGAUCCACUACAUUAAAUGUAUUGUGUAUGAAGAUAAAUGUAAUUUUUGUACAUAUAAAAAAAUAACAAAUAAAAUUGCUAUCUUCAUCCCUUUAUGUGACCUCUGUAAGGGAAUUGGGUGCUUCAUUUGAUUAAUGGGGUAAAGCACAAUCUGCACAUGAGGUGGAAGUAACUGUAAAAAUCAAAGCUGUGUCUGAUCAUUUACAAUCAAUUCUGUCUGAACUGCUGUAUUUGUUUUAAAAAACAUUUUUAUGUAUAUAUUUUUUGCAAAACUACUUUUGUAAUAAAUGCAUUUCUUAUUUGCAUUGUACAUAUUGUUGGCAAUAAACAUUAUUCUG
This is a messenger RNA of Entelurus aequoreus (snake pipefish), 6451 nucleotides long. It is a transcript of the gene slc13a5b, whose product is annotated as solute carrier family 13 member 5b. Bases 80 to 1834 code for a protein of 584 amino acids. Gene Ontology annotation, biological process: monoatomic anion transmembrane transport; citrate transport. Gene Ontology annotation, cellular component: membrane. Gene Ontology annotation, molecular function: citrate transmembrane transporter activity; sodium:dicarboxylate symporter activity; succinate transmembrane transporter activity. Lineage: Eukaryota; Metazoa; Chordata; Actinopteri; Syngnathiformes; Syngnathidae. The transcript is spliced from 12 exons. The record is from RefSeq and is a predicted model, not a curated record.